Molecule: messenger RNA, 4330 nt
Organism: Nematolebias whitei (Rio pearlfish)
Lineage: Eukaryota; Metazoa; Chordata; Actinopteri; Cyprinodontiformes; Rivulidae
Product: peripheral plasma membrane protein CASK
Exons: 29
Coding region: 743-3595 (950 amino acids)
Biological process (GO): regulation of neurotransmitter secretion; protein phosphorylation
Cellular component (GO): cell-cell junction; plasma membrane; basolateral plasma membrane
Molecular function (GO): protein kinase activity; signaling receptor binding; ATP binding
Source: RefSeq, a predicted model, not a curated record
UGCGCCUGAAACGCGCCCCCCUGCAGGCGCCAUCUUGGCUCCAGCGCUGCUACGAGCUGCAGCCGUCGCCGCCAUUGUGGCUCCGGCUACACCCAGUUGCCCGGACGGUAGAGGGCGGAGCCUGGCUUUUCUGGAAGUCGGGGGGGAAAAGAUAGGCAGCAUCUAAGCCUGCGUUUAAAAAAAAAAAUUAUAUUCAAUAUUCCGAAGCACAGACAAUCUAUGCAACAGGUCGAAGGCGGACAAUGAAGGUGGAGGUUUUUAAUCUGGGCUCGGGAAGCUGAGGGAGCGGACAUACCGCAGCCCCCCGGAUAAGCCAUCUGUACUGGGUGUGCGCGGCGCAGUAACGGUGCGAGACGACCGGUGGCUCCGUCGACAGCUAGCUCAUCGUUUUUAGCCCAGCGGGCCUUUUUUUUUCCUCCUGGGUGAAGAGGGAAGCCUCGUGCCGGAUGCUGCUGUGGGAGUCCCCGUGCUAAAUUCACCAGUCGCGGGGGGGGAGGGUGAACCAAACCCGGGGCAUGUUAAAAAAAAAAGGGGUGUUUCUUUCGAGCUAAUGUGGCUAGCCGGCUAAUUCGGUCUAAUUCAGUCAGAGCCGCCGAUUAUUUUUUAUUCCCAGGUUACUGACACUGUUGUGGUUAGGUUUAAACCACUAGGCUCGUGUCUGCAACAUCAUACUUUUAAUAAAUAAUCGUCAUUGAACGUGCGGGAGGGAUUUCUUGCGGGGAGAGCAUCCUCGUUUACCUGGAUGACCAUGGCGGACGACGACGUGCUGUUCGAGGAUGUCUACGAGUUGUGCGAGGUGAUCGGCAAGGGUCCCUUCAGCGUGGUGAGGCGGUGCAUCAACAGAGACACGGGCCAGCAGUUCGCCGUGAAGAUCGUGGACGUCGCCAGCUUCACCUCCAGCCCCGGCCUCAGCACGGAAGAUCUGAAGCGGGAGGCCAGCAUCUGCCACAUGCUCAAACACCCCCACAUCGUGGAGCUGCUGGAGACCUACAGCUCCGACGGCAUGCUCUACAUGGUCUUUGAAUUUAUGGAUGGAGCUGACCUGUGUUUCGAAAUCGUUAAGAGAGCGGACGCGGGGUUCGUUUACAGCGAAGCUGUGGCCAGUCACUAUAUGAGGCAGAUUCUGGAGGCACUUAGGUACUGCCACGACAACAACGUGAUUCAUCGCGACGUAAAGCCUCACUGCGUGCUUCUGGCCUCUAAAGAGAACUCUGCUCCAGUGAAGCUGGGAGGAUUCGGAGUUGCAAUCCAGCUCGGAGAGUCUGGUUUAGUAGCUGGAGGCCGUGUUGGUACUCCUCACUUCAUGGCUCCCGAGGUGGUGAAGAGAGAGCCGUACGGUAAACCGGUGGACGUGUGGGGGUGCGGAGUCAUCCUCUUCAUCCUCCUCUCUGGCUGUCUACCGUUCUACGGCACCAAGGAGCGUCUGUUUGAGGCCAUCAUUAAGGGGAAAUACAAGAUGAAUCCACGCCAAUGGGCUCACAUCUCGGAGAGCGCCAAGGACCUGGUGAGGCGCAUGUUGAUGCUGGACCCCGCCGAGAGAAUCACCGUCUACGAGGCCCUCAACCACCCCUGGCUGAAGGAGAGGGACAGGUACGCCUACAAGAUCCACCUGCCCGAAACGGUGGAACAGCUGAGGAAGUUCAACGCCAGGAGGAAGCUGAAGGGUGCAGUCCUGGCUGCCGUUUCCAGCCACAAGUUUAACUCCUACUACGGCGACCCUCCUGAGGAGCUCCACGACUUCUCAGACGACCCAACCUCCUCAGGACUGCUAGCUGCUGAAAGGGCGGUGUCGCAGGUUUUGGACAGUCUGGAGGAGAUCCACGCGCUGACGGACUGCAGCGAGAAAGACAUGGACUUCCUGCACAGCGUCUUCCAGGACCAGCACCUGCACACCCUGCUAGACCUUUAUGAUAAAAUCAACACCAGGUCGUCCCCUCAGAUUAGAAACCCUCCAAGUGAUGGAGUGCAGAGAGCCAAAGAGGUACUGGAAACCAUCUCCUGUUACCCGGAGAACAUGGAAGCCAAGGAGCUCAGGAGGAUCCUCACUCAGCCUCACUUCAUGGCUCUGCUGCAGACCCACGAUGUGGUGGCCCACGAGGUGUACAGCGACGAGGCGCUCAGGGUGACGCCGCCCCCCACUUCACCGUACCUGAACGGAGACUCCCCAGACAGCACCAACGGAGACAUGGACCUGGAGAACGUGACCAGGGUCCGGCUGGUCCAGUUUCAGAAGAACACAGACGAGCCGAUGGGCAUUACUCUAAAAAUGAACGACCUCAACCACUGUAUCGUGGCUCGCAUCAUGCACGGUGGAAUGAUUCAUCGACAAGGGACUCUGCACGUCGGAGACGAGAUUCGAGAGAUCAACAGCAUCAGCGUGGCCAAUCAGACGGUGGAGCAGCUCCAGAAGAUGCUGAGGGAGAUGAGGGGCAGCAUCACCUUUAAGAUCGUGCCCAGUUAUCGCUCCCAGUCGAUGUCAUGCGAGAAAGAUUCUCCAGAUUUAUCUCGCCAGUCGCCUGCAAAUGGCCACGCCAGUGUCACCAGCUCCAUCCUGGACUUGCCGUCGACGAUCCAGCCUAAAGGCCGUCAGAUGACCAGACCUGCUAUCAAGGACAAAUUGUCCGUCAAGAUUUACGUACGCGCUCAGUUCGAGUACGACCCGGCGAAAGACGACCUCAUCCCCUGCAAGGAGGCGGGCAUUCGUUUCCGGGUGGGCGACAUCAUCCAGAUCAUCUCCAAGGACGACCACAACUGGUGGCAGGGGAAGCUGGAGAACACCAAGAACGGCACCGCGGGCCUCAUCCCCUCGCCCGAGCUGCAGGAGUGGCGCGUGGCGUGUAUAGCCAUGGAGAAGACCAAGCAGGAACAGCAGGCCAGUUGCACCUGGUUUGGCAAGAAGAAGAAACAGUACAAGGACAAAUACCUGGCCAAGCACAACGCAGUGUUUGACCAACUAGACCUGGUGACGUACGAGGAAGUGGUCAAGCUGCCAUCUUUUAAGAGGAAAACGCUCGUUUUACUCGGUGCACAUGGAGUCGGCAGGAGGCACAUCAAGAACACGCUCAUCGCCAAACACCCCGACCGCUUCGCCUACCCCAUUCCUCACACAACCCGGCCUCCGAAGAAGGACGAGGAGAACGGGAAGAACUACUACUUCGUGUCUCACGACCAGAUGAUGCAGGACAUCAGCAACAACGACUACCUGGAGUACGGCAGCCACGAGGACGCCAUGUACGGCACCAGGCUGGAGACCAUCAGGCAGAUCCACGGUCAGGGCAUGAUCGCCAUCCUCGACGUGGAGCCACAGGCACUAAAGAUCCUCAGGACAGCAGAGUUUGCUCCCCACGUGGUCUUCAUCGCAGCCCCGACCAUCACCCCCGGAAUGACCGAGAUUCCAAAAUGGUGCAGGAAACUACCCGACGACUCCCUCCAGCGGCUCCAGAAGGAGUCGGAGAUGCUCCAGACGACCUACGCCCACUACUUCGACCAGACCGUCAUCAACAACGAGAUCGACGACACCAUCCGCCUGCUGGAAGAGGCCGUGGACCUGGUGUCCACCACCGCCCAGUGGGUCCCUGUCUCCUGGGUCUACUGACACCCCCGUCCACCCCCCCCCCAUCAACUCGUUUCUGUAGAUAAACUGUGGUGGGAAAUGAAGAACGACUGUGGCAUCAUUCAGACACUCCAUCCUUCUCAAUAGCCUCAAAGGCGUAUUGUUGUGUACAAAUAUACAUAUACGUGUAUAUAUAAAUGAUAAAGUACAUGACUAUAGUUCUGUCCUCGAGUAGUGGGAGGGGGGAGUGACAGGGCAGCGUAGGAGAUAUUUUGUUAUUUUCUUUUGUAACCGACGGAUGGAGCUAAUUGAAAGGCAAUAGUAAGCAUGACCAUAAACCAGUCUUAUGUGUUGCCUGUGUGUGUGUGUGUGUGUGUGUUGGCCUUUUAAAGGCGCUUCUUGUGGUACUUUGUGUAACCCCCGGUCUCCUCGGCCCCUGUGACAAACAAGCCGAACUUUGAAGCACACCAGAAGCUGCUACAGUGGCGACAAGUCGACUCCCGGAGCGAGUCGGCGUGAAGAAAACGACAUUUAAAAAAAAAAAAAAAAAAGCACAGGAAGCUCGGCAGCCCCGCACCUCCUCACGUCGCCGUGCCUUUCAGUUCGUUGAAGGAGCACACUCCCCUCACAACCACCCGUACGGUCUCUGUUUACAUCGCACAAAACAAGCCGCCAUCGUCGCCUCGGAUCCCGGCGGCCAUCGUCCCCCUCAACUGGUACCGGAACAAUCAGCGGCGAGACAACGGCUCCUGAACUGAAAGCUGACCAAAAAAAAAA